AUGGCCGACGGGUUCAACAAUGCCAUGGUCAACAGGUCGCUGAGGUCGAUCAAGACUGAGCUUGAAUUUCUGGUCGACUCGAAUGUCAUCAGCCAGUCGCAGUACGACACCAUCUACAACCAGCUUCCCGCAAACGCCAGCUCUGCGCGCGCCCUCCCCGCCGUUCCCACCCAGCAACUCUCGUCCCUCUCCGUCAACACGCCCGCGCCUGAGAACGAGAAGAAGACCAACGGCGUCGGCUACUACUCCAACAACGCCUCUAACCCGCCUCCACCCGCCUAUCCAACCCCGCCAGCUGCGCCUGUUGGCCCGGUCACUCUCUGCCAUGCGACCGCCAUGUAUCAGUACAACGCCCAAGACGCCGGCGAUCUCGCUCUCAUGCCCAACGACAAGAUUGUCGUCACCGAGUACAUGAACAACGAGUGGUGGAAGGGCCGCAACGAGCGCACUGGCCAGGAGGGCAUCUUCCCUGCCAGCUAUGUGCGCCGCGAGGAGAAGGCUGUAGUGCCCGCUGGUGUACCGCAGAGCAAUUAUGGCAACAUGCCGCUUGAUGUGUCCAACGGCUCGAAUGGUGCGGUGGCUCAGUCGAGCACACCCGGGGAGCCCAGCAAGUUCGAGGCAGGCGGCAAGAAGUUCGGCAAGAAGCUGGGCAACGCGGCCGUCUUUGGAGCAGGUGCGACAAUCGGAAGCAAGAUUGUGAACGGUAUAUUCUGA
This is a messenger RNA of Didymosphaeria variabile, 714 nucleotides long. It is a transcript of the gene PIN3, whose product is annotated as protein that induces appearance of [PIN+] prion when overproduced. Gene Ontology annotation, molecular function: protein binding. The transcript is spliced from 2 exons. Gene Ontology annotation, biological process: protein transport to vacuole involved in ubiquitin-dependent protein catabolic process via the multivesicular body sorting pathway. Gene Ontology annotation, cellular component: ESCRT-0 complex. Bases 1 to 714 code for a protein of 237 amino acids. Lineage: Eukaryota; Fungi; Ascomycota; Dothideomycetes; Pleosporales; Didymosphaeriaceae. The record is from RefSeq and is a predicted model, not a curated record.